Molecule: messenger RNA, 958 nt
Organism: Aspergillus glaucus CBS 516.65
Lineage: Eukaryota; Fungi; Ascomycota; Eurotiomycetes; Eurotiales; Aspergillaceae
Exons: 5
Coding region: 124-816 (230 amino acids)
Source: RefSeq, a predicted model, not a curated record
CGAAAGUCUUAGCGUAGCAAGGCUGUGCUCUCCUCAGCCUCAGCCUUGUCGGAUCCGGCGCAAAUACAACAACCUCCUCGCUCGGUUGAGAUCCACGCAAAACAAACCAUCGAUGCUAUUCCCAUGAGAGGGGUUGAAACUAUAGUCAUGGGUUACAAUCUCUCCGAUCUCCCUGAUUGUUCAAAUGGCACGGCAAUAAACCUCCUCGAAUUAGAGCCAAAUCCUGAUAUCUCCGGGAUUGGAGUUGUGAUAGGUUUUGUCGCUACAGCUUGGGCAAGCCUCAUUGCUAUGGUCUUCCACUACGUGGUUACGCGACAAGAAUCGAACAAUAUGCUGGACAUAUCAAUACACAAAGCCAUACAGAAGAUUCUCAGGAAAGUGCCACCAUAUGAAUGGGCUUCGGUUUCGGAGACUGUUGUACUAGCAAUGAGUGACCAACUGCUAGUGACCGGACUUGCAUUCAUCAUCAGUGGCUAUUUUCAGAUUCAGUAUGGGCUGUCGAUCUAUCAUUGGCAGCUAAUAACAAAGCUUGUUUGGUUUUCUUCGAUCACACACAUUGCAACACUAAUGUGCUUGGAGCAAUACUUUCAGAAACACCGAUACAUCUGGUACGCCAGACUAAUCCUUAUGGCUGGACUGGUCGUUAUGCUCGCGGUAGGGAUUGCUUCCACUGGAGAUUCUCGGUUUAUUGGUACCUUCGGAUAUAUCGCGCAGGCGCCUGCUCGCUGCAUCUUUGAUAUUCAUAACUAUAGCUUCAACUGGCAAGAAAGUUGUACUAUGCUAAUCUCUGAAAUCAUGCUCAUCGUGCUUUUUUAGCGGGGAGCUUAGUACGAUGGCGGACAGCUCUGGUUUGGUGCUGUGGGAAGUCUCAAAGAUCGUGUCGCUGUGUCCAAGCCGUUUCUUUAUCGCUCGUGACUCUUGCCCUGGCUGCGUCUCUCUCUGUGCAAUCUAUACUCGA